Galendromus occidentalis (western predatory mite) is the source of this 2199-nucleotide messenger RNA. RefSeq names its product vacuolar protein sorting 45 (gene Vps45). The record is from RefSeq and is a predicted model, not a curated record. Gene Ontology annotation, biological process: vesicle-mediated transport. NCBI's taxonomy places the organism in Eukaryota, Metazoa, Arthropoda, Arachnida, Mesostigmata, Phytoseiidae.
GCGGCUCAGCUUUCUGUCGUUUAAGCUUGUCAUCGGCCCGCCGAUUUGGAACACCUCCUAUCCUGGCAUCUGUUUCGUUCUCGAAAACCGGGAUCAUCUUGCGUUGGCCAUGGUAAUCUGACCUGUGUCAACGGAGGUGUUCAGUGGGAGGCAGCUGAAGUCCGAGAGCCUCUUGAAGCUUCGAGGAGACGGACAGAAGCCACUCAGGCUUCGUGAACUCGACCCGUGAGGACUGGGCCCCGGAAACUGAAGACAAAAUGAAUGUCCUAUCGGCUGUACGACUGUACCUCAACGGCAUGAUCGACCAGGCUGGGAGUGGGAUGAAAGUCCUGCUCAUGGAUAGAGAUACGAUAUCGUUCGUGAGCGUGGCGUUUUCUCAGAGCGAUAUGCUGGCCAAGGAGGUUUAUUUGUUCGAGCGAAUCGACAAAACGCGGUCCGACGAGGUGAUGAAAUACCUGAAAUGCAUCGUUUUCAUUCGACCAACGGAAGCGAACAUCAAGCUCCUGAUCGGGGAGCUGAGAGCUCCGCGCUACGGGGAAUACUUCCUGCACUUCUCGAACUCGAUUCCUCGGAGCGACGUGAAGAAACUCGCCGACGCGGAUGACUUCGAAUCUGUGAAAGAGGUCCAAGAGUGCUACAGUGACUUCAUUGCGCUAGCACCGCAUCUUUUCUCUCUGAAUCUAGAUCGUUGCUUGGAGGGCAUGCUGGUACCCGCGGCGUUGCAACGCUGUGCUCAGGGUCUGAUCGGAUCUUUUCUAUCGUUGAGAAAGUGUCCUGUGAUCCGAUACCAGGCCAGCUCGGAUAUAGCGAAGCGAUUAGCCGAUCUGGUCAACCAAGAGAUGAUGCGUGAGAGCAAGCUCUUCGAAGAGCCCAAAAGCGACUUGAGCCCUCUAUUGGUCAUAGUCGACCGACGGAGCGAUCUCGUAACGCCCAUGCUGAACCAAUGGACCUACCAAGCGAUGGUUCACGAACUUCUCGGCAUCAAGAACAAUAGAGUAAACUUAUCGCAUCUCGAAACAGUCGCGAAGGAGCUCCACGAUGUCGUGCUCUCAGCCGACCAAGACGAUUUCUACAUGAAGAACCAGUAUCUGAACUUCGGCGAGAUCGGAACUAAUAUAAAAUUGUUGGUGGAAGAAUAUCAGCAGAAGUCCGAGUCCAGCAAAGCGAAUCUCGACUCGAUCCAGGACAUCAAACAAUUCGUGGAAACCUAUCCCCAAUUCCGAAAAAUUCAAGGAACAGUGGCGAAACACGUGGCCAUAGUUGGAGAGUUGUCCAGGCUCGUGGGAUCCCACAGCCUUCUGGAAGUGAGCGAAGUCGAGCAGGAGAUGGCCUCUCAGGGAGAUCAUCAGUUUAUCUACGAGAGGAUUCGUCAGCUGAUCGGGUCGACCCGAGCCCGGGACAUCGAUGCGCUUCGACUGGUCUGUCUCUAUGCUAUAACAUUCGACAAACAGCCCCGUUCUGAUCUGCCGAGUUUAUUGCGGAUGCUCGAACAUCGCGGCAUGGACCGCGACCAACAAGAUAUCGUCCAGAUGGUACUGGAUCAAUAUCGUAGAUGCAGCGCCGCAGGCAACGCAACCGAAUUCACGACCGAGAACGUCAGGGCUUUCACCCGCAAAAUGAUAAAAGGUCUCAAAGGUGUCGAGAACAUCUACACUCAGCAUUCCCCUAUGGUGAAGGAGCUCUUGAGCGACAUCGCGCGAGGUCGACUGAGAGACGCGGCGUACCCCCUCGUGGGAGGUGGGGCGUCCGUCGUCGCCCGGCACCAGGAUAUAAUUCUUUUCAUGGUCGGUGGCGUCACCUACGAGGAGUCAUUAGUGGCUUGUCAGAUCAUGCAGCAGUUCCCUGGGGUUCGAGUUCUUCUGGGUGGAAGCAAUGUCCAUAAUUUCAGCUCUUUCCUGGAAGAAAUCAAGUUGUCCCAGCGCAAGAAACCCGGGAAUCCUUUCGAAUCGAGUGAUUCUUGGAGACGAUAGCGAUUCCUACAAUUACACCUUGAUGUCGAACCCGCAAGAGCGAAUUCCGCUCGAAGCAACAUCGUGAGCGUAAUAUAUACAUAUACAUGAAACGAAAACUAUAGAUGUACAUUGCUAGGAUUAUCUGUUGACCAUGCUCGAAUCACAGUCAUCGAGACCUCGGUUCUGAUAUGGCGGCGAUCUGUUGACUCGCAAGAAGUCUCCUGAAUGUGAGAAUAAAACCAUACCA